Molecule: messenger RNA, 1800 nt
Organism: Oikopleura dioica
Lineage: Eukaryota; Metazoa; Chordata; Appendicularia; Copelata; Oikopleuridae
Source: the annotation of a GenBank genome assembly
AUGGAAAGACUGAAGGUGUUGCCUAAGAAAGUGUUGCCGAUUAUCACCUGGCUUCCAAAGUACAAUGUCCAGUUUGCUAUCAGAGAUCUCAUCGCUGGACUAACAGUCGGCCUUACAGUCAUUCCACAAGGAUUGGCUUAUGCUAACUUGGCGAGUUUACCUGCGCAGUAUGGACUGUAUUCUUCGUUUAUGGGAGUUUUUGUUUACUGUCUCCUGGGAACAUCGAAAGAUAUCACGCUCGGGCCGACAGCAAUCAUGUCAAUGCUCGUGGCUCAAUUCUGCAGUCGCCCAGACAGCUGGCCGACCGAGUAUCCCGCUGCUAUCAGUCAAUCCGACCCUGCUUUGGCGAUAAAUCUGACGAUGCUUUCUGGACUUAUUCUCCUCGUUCUCGGCAUUCUCGACCUCGGAUUCAUCGUAAACUUCAUUUCUCACGCUGUUAUUGUCGGUUUCGUCUCAGCUGCUUCUAUUCUCAUUUCCUUUUCCCAAGUGAAAAAGCUGUUCGGAAUCAAGCUCCAUCACCGUGAAUUUUUCAAAGCGCUGCCAGAACUAGUCUCGGAAAUAUUCAAAGGACACAUCAACUGGUACGAUUUUGCGAUGGGCAUUAUCUGCAUCGCGCUUCUCAAGGGGCUUCAAAUUCUCAAGCAAAAGAAGGAGAACGACGAAUCACUUUCACCAGUCGUUCGAAAAGUGAUUUGGCUGAUCGGAACUGCUCGAAACGCAUUUGUUGUGAUAGGAGCCGCUUUGGUCGCAUUUGCACUAGAAAAGGACAAUAUCGACUUCUGGAAAGACGGUUGCAAAUCAGGAACCGCCAACUGCACCAGCCUGACUCUCACAAAACUCGAAGACGCCUCCCUUCCUCCCUUCAAAGUCCCGAUGCUUUCGUACAGCUACGAGUUUUUGAACGAAACGACGCAAGAACCAGAAGAGUUUCAUGUUGGACCAAUGAUGAUCAUUUCCAAAUUGUCCAUCGGAUUGUUCAUCAUCCCGUUGAUGGCGUAUUUGGAAUCGAUUGCGAUUGCCAAAGGGUUUGCGAUCAAGAAUGGAUACAAAGUAGACCCGACUCAAGAGCUUCUUGCUAUUGGCCUCUCAAACUCAAUCUCCGCCUGUGUAUCCUCCUACCCCGUCACUGGUUCAUUCUCCCGCUCAGCUGUUAACAGUCAAAGCAACGUCGCCACCCCUGCAGGAGGAAUCGUAUGUGGCGCACUCGUCCUUCUUGCGCUUCUGUUCCUGACUCCAAUUUUUGUUUACAUUCCAGCCGCUUGUUUAGGAGCAGUCAUCAUUCUCGCCGCCAUUUCCAUGUUCGACGAUGCCGGAAUCAAGCAUACUUGGAAGCUGUAUCGACUGGACAUGAUCCCACUUGUCGUCUGCUUCGUCGUUUGCUUCCAAGACAUUGCUCAUGGCAUCAUCGCUGGCAUCAUUUGUCACGUGUUGAUCUUGCUCUACAAGACGUCAAAGCCUUCGGAUGGAGCAUCAGAAUCAGAGGGACACAUUCAAAUGGCCCCUGCUCAGGGUCUUUACUACCCAGCAGCAGAAAUGCUUGCUGAAAGAAUCGAAUCCGCCGUCCAAGACGGCAAAAACAUCACCCUCGAUCUUGGAAAAGUCGCUGAAAUCGACUCCGCUACUUCGGACGCCUUCAAGAAUGCCUUGAAUUUCGCCAAGAAAGAAAGCCUCUCUGCUGUGGUUAUUAAUGCCAAUAGCCAAGUCGAGCAAAUCCUCCGCGACAACGGCGCAGGUGAUUUUAUCGCCGAAGAAAAAUCAUCUGGCGAAGACGAAAAAGACGCUUUCCUCGAGAAAGUAUGA